Molecule: messenger RNA, 360 nt
Organism: Adineta steineri
Lineage: Eukaryota; Metazoa; Rotifera; Eurotatoria; Adinetida; Adinetidae
Source: the annotation of a GenBank genome assembly
AUGCGACGCUUCUAUGGUGAUACCGAUCAAUUAGCACAAAACAAUCUCAAUGUACGACACUUUGAUAAUGAACAAGAUAGUGAUGAGGAUGAUGCCACUCUCAUCAAACGAUUGGAAUAUCUUUUAAAGAAAUCUUUGGACCUUAGUGUUUCAAAGAGAGCGAUAGGCACGGUCAAGUGGUUCAAUGAAGAGAAAGGCUAUGGUUUUAUUGAACAAGAUGGCGGUGGUCCAGAUGUUUUUGUUCAUUAUAAAGAUAUCAAGAGUGAUGGAUUCACAAUCUUGAAAGAAGGUCAGCGGGUUCAGUUCGACCUAACUCACGGUUCAAAAGGUCCACAGGCAGAGAAUGUUAUGCCAGCGUAG